Messenger RNA from Aureobasidium namibiae CBS 147.97, 912 nucleotides. RefSeq names its product COPII-coated vesicle protein SurF4/Erv29. The transcript has 4 exons. Bases 1 to 912 code for a protein of 303 amino acids. Gene Ontology annotation, biological process: Golgi organization. Gene Ontology annotation, cellular component: endoplasmic reticulum; endoplasmic reticulum-Golgi intermediate compartment; membrane. The record is from RefSeq and is a predicted model, not a curated record. Lineage: Eukaryota; Fungi; Ascomycota; Dothideomycetes; Dothideales; Saccotheciaceae.
AUGGCUCAAAUCAGAGGGACGGCAGGAUACCACUUGGGCUCGCAGCCUUCGUUUGGCGGUCCCGGGCGACCAGACGCCACUAAUGAUCCCAGUCCGCUGGAUGCCAUUCGUGAACAGACCAGCAAGAUUGAAGACUGGCUCGACACCUUGUCGCAUCCCGUCAAGCCUUACAUCCCUGCGAUUGGCCGUUUCCUCAUCGUCGUCACCUUCCUCGAAGAUGCCCUGCGCAUCAUCACCCAAUGGAGCGACCAGCUCACCUACCUGCACGACUACAGACACAUCCCCUCUGGCCUCACCCACAUGUUCCUCAUCGCCAACGUCAUCGCCAUGAGCGCCUCGUCCUUCAUGAUCAUCGUCCGCAAGCACAGCGAAUACGCCGUCAUGGGUCUCUUCGGCGUCGUCAUCACCCAAGCCCUCGGCUACGGCCUCAUCUUCGACCUCAAUUUCUUCCUGCGUAACCUGUCGGUCAUGGGAGGUCUGCUCAUGGUGCUGUCCGACAGCUGGGUGCGCAAGCGAUUCGCUCCCGCCGGCCUCCCCACCCUCGACGAAAAGGACCGCAAGAUGUAUUUCCAGCUUGCGGGCCGCGUGCUGUUGAUUUUCUUGUUCGUGGGCUUUGUGUUUGCUGGCGAGUGGAGCUUUGGAAGGGUCGUGGUUAUUUUGCUGGGAGCGGUUGCUUGUGUGAUGGUUGUGGUGGGCUUCAAGGCCAAGUGGAGUGCUGUGAUGCUGGUUGUCAUUCUCAGUGUUUUCAACUUGCUCGUCAACAACUUCUGGACUCUUCACCACAAUCACCCCCACAAGGACUUUGCUAAGUACGAUUUCUUCCAAAUCCUGUCGAUUGUCGGUGGUCUGCUCCUCUUGGUCAACAUGGGCCCCGGUCAGUUCAGUGUCGACGAGAAGAAGAAGGUCUACUAG